This is a messenger RNA of Penicillium malachiteum, 1176 nucleotides long. RefSeq lists its product as uncharacterized. The coding region runs from base 1 to 1176 and encodes 391 amino acids. The transcript has 3 exons. Gene Ontology annotation, biological process: phospholipid metabolic process. Lineage: Eukaryota; Fungi; Ascomycota; Eurotiomycetes; Eurotiales; Aspergillaceae. The record is from RefSeq and is a predicted model, not a curated record. Gene Ontology annotation, molecular function: phosphatidate phosphatase activity.
AUGGGUCCUUGCCCUCAAGUGGUCCAGGGCAUAUCAAAGCUCGUGCUGUUCUCUUACAUCAUGGAUUGGGUCUUUAUCAUCGGAGUCGCCUUGAUCGGAUAUGGCUUCUACAAACAGACUCCUAACCAACACCCCUUCUCCCUGACCGACCCGGGAAUCUCGUAUCCCUUCAUGCAAAAAGAAACCGUGACAACCACGACCCUUAUACUAGUGUCACUUCUUGCACCCGCCGCGAUCACUCUGAUCGGCGCGUUUGUUAUCGUCCCCGGAACCGCCGCACCGACAGGUCCCAAACCUACCACAUCCCAGAUACUCCGCCGUAAAUUUUGGGAAUGGAAUGUUGGAUGGAUGGGGCUCGGGGUGGCUUAUGCCGGCGUAUUUAUGGCUACACAGGGACUUAAGGUUCUGAUCGGAAGACCAAGACCGGACCUUCUGGCGCGUUGUGAUCCAGAUCUUGACAAGAUAUCCACCUAUGCAGUCAGUGGACUUGGUGAAACCUUGACAGGAGCCACCACAAUGGUGAGCUAUAAAAUCUGUCAGACUCAAACUUCCACCCUGACGGUGGAGGGAUUCUCUAGCUUUCCGAGCGGUCAUUCAUCAUCUUCUUUCGCCGGACUGGGGUAUCUCACACUGUGGCUGAGCGCGAAGUUGUCAGUUGGAUUUCCAUAUCUUCCAACAUACCCCUUCGAGGGUAAAAACCACAACGAUGAUAAAACCUCUGUGCGGAAACGCGGAGCUGCGCCACCGGUACUCCUUAUGGUCCUUACCUUUUUCCCAACAUGCACCGCAUUUUUCAUCGCCGGAUCUCGGUGGUUCAACUGUCUUCAUCAUGCCUUUGAUAUUGUAUUCGGAUCUCUCAUGGGUGCGUUUUUCGCUUGGGUUGGAUUCAACAUGUAUCAUCUUCCCAUCCGACGAGGUGCUGGAUGGGCCUGGGGACCGCGAACUGGUCGACGUGCUUUCAUCCGAGGCCUGGGUUUUCCUAGUACGCUUGGCAUCGACAACUGGACAUAUACGCACACGCAAACAGAGUUCAAUGACAACUGGCGUGAGUCUGACAUUGCCGCGGAAAAUGGAGAGAUGGGAAACUCGUAUCAAAUGCAAGACAGCCAAUAUACGAGACAGAGACCCCCGCCAUCACCGGUGUCACUUGCUUCUGAAAGACCACUGGGAGCAUAG